CGACGACAGCGAGGCGCGCAGCCAAUCGGCGGGCCUGUUACGUGAAGCGUCUCCCUUCACCGCGCCCCCGGUGGCCCAUCAUAAUUAUCCCACUACACUGCCGCGUCGCCCCGAACGCGAUAAGAAGAGUCUUUAAAAUAAAUAAUAACACAUAUAAAUACAAAAAAAAAACAUAUAUGUAUACAUGUAAUUGCUAGUAUUUAUUUACGUAUGUAUACAAGUAGGCUGUAGCCGAUGGUGGAUACACGUGUACAUACGGGUCUAAUUAAAAAUAACAACAAAACGCCACGCCUGGCGGUCCGUUCGAUAAGUUAGUGCGUGUUAUCCGCAUCCGACCGUGUUGCUUUAUUUCUGUGCGUGCGUCGUUUUGAUACAAGUCGCGUGAUACGGGACCACUUCUGCACCCAGGUUCUUAGUUGUUACUCCUUGCAGUGAUCGAUAGUGUCGUCGUCGUCUAUCAUCGUCGGUGUAAGCGCCAAGCGGUAUCAACUCUUGGUCGGCAAUCGUUCAUUGUUCAGUGUUAACUAUUAUUGUCAUAGCCGUUGGCGGUAAUCUGUGAUCUGUUUGCGCGCAAAGUCGUUCAGUAAUUAUUGGCCGCGCCGGUGGUAACUGGUAACUGUACGCGAUGUGGUGCCGCCACCGGAACUGGUGACGAACCUUAUUGGUAUACUGCCUAAAAAGGACAUAAUAUUUUUCUUAUGACGACUUUGCCGUUAUAACUUCCAAAAGCUCAGUCGCGUCGUCCGUCCUGCACCGGGAUUUUCUUCAUACACCAACGCCGACCCGACGGGACCAGUUUUUUCUGCAAAUUCAAGACAGACGACACAAUACCCUGUAAGUGAACCCUGGAAAACCAGCUAUUGCAAAACGAUGUGGCCAAUUCAAUGGUGCUCUUGAAUGCCAGCAACACAUCACUGGCAGCAUUUCGUCAAGACAUGGACAGUAGUAGCGGAGCAAAACAAGCUGAUAGUUGGCACAAGCAUGAACAAUUUAUGAUGGUUGAAAAACAGAAAAGCAAAAAUCAUGGGCAAGGGUCACAAGAUAGUAAUUUUGGAUUUGGCGGUGGCCCCUUAUACGGCAGAAUUGUGGCUGAAGAUCAGUUGCCAAUGGUUGGCGGUGUUGGACCAAUUCAAGCUGAUAUCCAUGCAAUGCAAGCCAGGAUACCGCCUCAUUUCCGAGAUCCUUCUACGGCUCCAUUAAGAAAACUUUCAGUUGACUUAAUCAAGACUUACAAGUUUAUUAAUGAGGUUUAUUAUGCCAAAAAAAAGAAACGAGCUGGAGGUGGUGCUGUUGGAUUGAGUAGUCAAUCACAAAACAACGGUGCUCCAGUCGAAGGCCCUGCGGCUAAUAAAAAAGAAAGACGAGUAUACAAUGAUGGUCAUGAUGACGAUAAUCAUGACUAUAUAAUAAGAAGUGGAGAAAAGUUCUUAGAUCGUUAUGAAAUUAUGUCACUUUUAGGAAAAGGAUCAUUUGGACAAGUUGUCAAGGCUCGUGAUGAAGAAGAAGAUUGUUAUGUAGCAAUUAAAAUAAUAAAGAACAAAAAACCAUUCCUAAAUCAAGCUCAAAUUGAAGUUAGACUAUUAGAAAUGAUGAAUAGAGCUGAUGUUGACAACAAAUAUUAUAUUGUUAAACUCAAACGACAUUUUAUGUGGCGUAAUCAUUUAUGUCUAGUGUUUGAGUUGUUAUCAUAUAAUUUAUAUGACCUUAUCAGGAAUACUAACUUCAAAGGUGUUUCAUUAAAUUUAACUCGCAAAUUUGCUGCUCAACUUUGCACGGCUCUGUUGUUCCUGUCCACACCGGACCUGUCCAUCAUACACUGUGAUCUGAAACCAGAAAAUAUAUUAUUGUGCAAUCCAAAACGAUCGGCUAUUAAAAUUGUAGAUUUUGGUUCGUCUUGCCAACUUGGCCAACGAAUUUACCAAUAUAUUCAAUCACGUUUUUACCGGUCACCAGAAGUGCUACUCGGUAUUCCCUAUGACUUAGCAAUUGAUAUGUGGAGUUUAGGUUGUAUAUUAGUAGAAAUGCAUACCGGAGAACCUUUGUUUAGUGGCACCAAUGAGGUUGAUCAAAUGAAUAAAAUAAUUGAAGUUUUGGGUAUGCCGCCUAAACACAUUCUUGACCAAGCACAAAAAGCACAUAAAUAUUUUGACAAAAUACCUGGCAGUGACACUUAUACAUUAAAAAAACCUAAAGAUGCAAAAAAGUAUAGGAAUCCUGGAGGCCGUAGAUUACACGAUAUUCUGGGUGUAGAAACCGGAGGUCCUUACGCUAGACGACUGGGCGAACCCGGACAUUCAGUAUCCGAUUAUCUUAAAUUUAAAGAUCUUAUAGUACGAAUGCUAGAUUAUGAUCCAAAAACUCGUAUCACACCAUAUUAUGCUUUACAACAUAAUUUCUUUAAACGGACAUCUGAAGAAGGUACGAAUACAGCAAGUUGUAUCGCUCAAGCGGGACUUCAUAGUUUAGGGGCUAGUCCGCCAUUCAAUAGUUUACCAAAUAAUAAUGGCCAAUCGGAAUCAAAUUUACAGUCGGCCGCCAUAAGAUUACGAUCCGACCAUAGUCGAGGUCGAUCAACAAUGGAAUGUGAUCCUCCACCAAUUGUCUCUAUGUAUCACGGUUACCAAGCGAUACCAACAGCCAGGCAUCUACCGCCUCACCAUGGGACUGUUUACCCACCAAUGAAUCCGGCGUCUGCUGUCAGUUCUCUGAUACAUUGUCGGCCUACCUCCUUGCCGUUCCUACAUCCUCAGCAUCACCCAUAUCAGCCGAUACAGACGCAACCUCCUCGCUCACUGCAUUCAUUACACAGUCAUCCGCCACCAGUGCAACAACCCGUUGCUCGGGUUCCUCCGUUGUCUCAUGCAAAUCGAACGAAGCAAGAACAAGAUGACAUGAUAGGGGUAUGUAUAGGUCAGAGCCCGGUAGCAAUAAACAUAACUUGAACAAAUAGAAAUAUAAUUUAGGUGGGGUAAUCAUUUUUUUUGUGUAUGUGGAAAUCAAUUUAAACUGUGAUUUUUCUAUUGUGGAAGAAAAUGAAUAAUUUUUAACUACAGGUGAUAGUGUUUGUUAGUUUCCAUUUUGUAUUGUUUUCUGUAUUAACAAAUUUUAAUUUAACUGACGAAGCAACUAAAUAAAUGGUUUUAAUGAAAUGGUAUAAACAUGUGUUUAAUUAAAUGAUGAUGAAAAUAUAUCAGACGUAUAAUAAGGAAGGAGACUACUAUAUAAUAGUAUUGUUUGUGAAAUUACUACACUUUGCCAUUUUUAUCUUUGUGUAUUUGCAUAUCUAUCAAAGUUAUCUCGUAUAGUGUUUAUUAGAAAAAGCAUAUUUUUAGAUCAAAUUAUCGACAAUAUUUUAAAUGUUCACACAUUGAUUGAUUUUGUAACUAAAAUAAAUUUUCUGUACUUUUAUAUUUUUACCUCUAUAUUUUUAUAUAAAAGAAAAUACGAGUCAUUUGAAAUAACUAAAUAUUUUCUAACUAGUA
Molecule: messenger RNA, 3482 nt
Organism: Adelges cooleyi (spruce gall adelgid)
Lineage: Eukaryota; Metazoa; Arthropoda; Insecta; Hemiptera; Adelgidae
Gene: mnb
Product: serine/threonine-protein kinase minibrain
Exons: 10
Coding region: 885-2942 (685 amino acids)
Biological process (GO): peptidyl-threonine phosphorylation; positive regulation of DNA-templated transcription; peptidyl-serine phosphorylation
Cellular component (GO): nucleus
Molecular function (GO): transcription coactivator activity; protein serine/threonine kinase activity; ATP binding
Source: RefSeq, a predicted model, not a curated record